AUGGAUCAACAAGGCCAAUCAGGGGCCCCCGGCCCCGCUGGUCGCAAGCUCCAUAUAGCUCACAGGAGAAGUCCAUCAGAGCUGACUCCCCUAAUGAUGGAACAACUGGCAAUACAGCAACAGAUUGAACUGCUUCAGCAGCAACAACAACAAAUCGCAGCGACGCACCAACAGUAUGUUAACAUGGGUCUCUUACAACCGCAGCAGCUGGGCCAGGUUUCGGCAUUCCCUCCCUCGAUCCAAGGCGGUGCAUCUAUGGGGAGUGGUGUUUCUCCUCAGAUCAACGCUUUUCAAUUUCCCCAACUGGCCCAGCAACAGCUUGGCGUGCCGAUGAACCCUCCGAACCAACACUCCCACCGACGUAACCAAUCUGCUCUCCCAGGCAUUGGCAUGGGGGGCCCUCCUCCAGCUCCAUCCUCGGGAGCCUCGGGUUAUAAUGAUUACAACCAGCAACAGCAGGGUAACCAAAAGAAUGAGAAUGGAAACCAUGGCCGUGGCCGCGGAGGACCUCCUGGUGGCGGUCACCAGCGCCGCCAUUCUCUCGCCCUGCCGGAAGCGAAGAAGGCUGCAGAGCUCGCUCAGCAGAAGAGGACAGCUUCCGGUUUUCAAUUCCCUGGCCCCGGUGCUGGUGGCAACUCGGAAAACACAUCGGGCUCAGACGACAAACCAACCUCCAGCAGCCCUGCACCUCAGGGACUUGGCCUUCACCGAGCCGGCAACAUUCGGGCUGGUGGUGGCCACGGUCGUAGCCAAUCUAUGGCCGUAGGAAACAACCGCGGCUCCAUGUCCGGCCGCGGAGCAGGUGGCUUCCAAUUUCCGCAAUCGAAUGAUGGAGGUCUCGGUGGCCAGUCGGAGAACCAGAGACGUGGCAGUCAGCCAGGCCAUGGCCGCUCAUCGUCCAGGAACUUUGACAGUAAUUGGCGCCAGCCCAACAACCAGAACCAGGGCCAGGAUCAGCAGAAGGGCUUUGGACAGCAAGGUAGCGGCUUCCAACCCGGUCACCGUUCCCGCGGAUCGAUGAACCAGUCGGUCGGCUCCAUUGGCCAGUUCCAGUACCCUGGUCAGCCUCAACUCAUUCAGCUUCCCCAGGGACAAGUUGUCAUGGCUCCCCCGCAAAUGUUUGGUGGCCAGCAGCUGAACCCGCUACAGCUUGCACAGCUUCAAGCACUCCAGCAGAAUGGACAGCUUAACGGACAGGGCCUUGGCGGCCUCCAAGCCAGUCAGCAUGCUCCCCCACAGCUGUCUGUUCAGCAGCAGCAACAGCAACAGCAACAGCAGCGGAAGACGUUGUUCACUCCUUACCUUCCGCAAGCUAACUUGCCGGCUCUUCUGAGCAACGGUCAACUGGUUGCCGGUAUCCUGAGGGUUAACAAGAAGAACCGAUCCGAUGCCUACGUCACUACUGGUGAUCUGGAUGCGGAUAUCUUCAUUUGUGGUAGCAAAGACCGCAACCGUGCCCUCGAAGGUGACUUUGUUGCUGUGGAGCUUCUGGAUGUUGAUGAGGUAUGGUCUCAGAAGAAGGAGAAGGAGGAAAAGAAGAAGCGCAAGGACAUCACCGAUGCUCGAUCUGGAAGCAAUGCUGGAAAUGACAAGCUAUCCCGGUCGGAUUCGGGCGCCAACGGAGAUCGUCAAGAGGUUGGCCCCGACGGCAGCAUCCGUCGCCGUGGCAGUCUCCGUCAGCGACCUACGCAGAAGAAGAAUGAUGAUGUCGAAGUCGAAGGUCAGAGCCUUUUGCUGGUUGAGGAAGAUGAGAUCAGCGAUGAGCAGAAGCCCUUGUACGCCGGCCACAUCGUGGCUGUAAUUGAACGCAUUGCAGGCCAGAUGUUCUCCGGAACUCUCGGGCUCCUUCGCCCCAGUAGCCAGGCGACGAAGGAGAAGCAGGAGGCGGAACGGCAGGCCAGAGAUGGCGGUCAUGGCCGUCACCACUCGGAACGUCACCAGGAUAAGCCCAAGAUUGUCUGGUUUAAGCCCACAGACAAGCGCGUUCCGCUUAUCGCCAUUCCCACUGAGCAGGCGCCUCGCGACUUUGUCGAGAAACACCAAGACUAUGCCAACCGCAUCUUCGUCGCCUGCAUUAAGAGAUGGCCAAUCACUUCUCUGCAUCCCUUUGGUACUCUUGUCGAGCAGUUGGGUGAAAUGGGCGACCUCAGAGUGGAGACUGAUGCUCUCCUCAGAGACAACAAUUUCGGCUCCGAUGAGUUUUCCGACGCUGUUCUUAAGAGCAUUGGCUGGGAAGACUGGUCUGUCUCAAGUGAGGGUGAGGCUCUGGCUUCGCGCCGGGACUUCCGUGAAGAAACAACCUUCACCAUUGAUCCCAGUGGAACCAAGGAGCUCGAUGAUGCUUUCCACAUCAAAAAGCUUGCCGAUGGAAAUGUUGAGAUUGGUAUCCACGUUGCCGAUAUUGCUCACUUUGUUAAGGGCAACUCUCUGGUGGAUCGGGAAGCCAAGAAGCGUGGCACUGCUGUCUACCUGGUCGACCGCCUUGUCAAUAUGUUGCCAACGCGUGUUUCCACUGAGCUCUGCUCUUUGCUCCCCGGAGAGGAUCGUCUGACGGUUAGUGUUGUAUUCAAGGCCAACCCACAGACCGGCGCUGUCGACGAUGAUGUGUGGAUCGGCAAGGCUGUUGUCAAGAGCUCGGGCAGACUAAGCUAUGAUGAGGUGGAUUCUGUCAUCGAAGGACAGUCUGAUUCUCCAGUGGCAGGCGUCACUGCUGACAACAUCCGGGCGUUAAACGCUAUCGCGAAGAAGUUCCGGGAGGCAAGAUUCGGCAACCGCGUUACGGAUGUGCCACCUUUGCGUCUCAUGUACCAGCUGGACGACGAGAAUGUACCCGUUGAAAACAACAUCUUUGACUCCUCUGCCGCCCAUGAGCUCGUGGAGGAACUCAGCCACAAGGCCAAUUUCUUCGUGGCUCGCAAGUUGAUCACUGCCAUGCCCGACAAGGCCUUCCUUCGCCGCCAGACACCACCAAACUCCCGUCGUCUCCAAUUGUUCAAUGAUAGAAUGAACAGACUUGGAUAUGACAUUGACGUUGCAAGCAGCGGGAGCUUGCAGAGCAGUCUUUGCAAAGUGCAAGAUGUUGAUGUGCGCAAGGGGAUGGAAACUCUUCUUGUCAAAGCCAUGCAGCGCGCGAAAUACUACGUGUCGAGCACUGUCCAGGAUGAGCAGCGUCAGCACUUCACCCUCAAUUUCCCCGUGUACACCCACUUCACCAACCCCUCUCGCCGCUAUGCCGAUAUUCUUGUCCACCGUCAGCUUGAAGCAGUUCUCUCGGACGGCACUAUUGAAUUUUCGGACGACUUGGAGUCUCUCAACAAGACGGCAGAUCUCUGCAACACUAAGAAGGAUUCUGCACACAACGCUCAGGAACAGAGUGUUCAUAUCGAGGCUUGCCGUAACAUGGACAGGAAGAGGGAAGACAUUGGUGGCGACUUGAUUAGUGAGGGUAUCGUUCUCUGCGUCUACGAGUCGGCUUUCGAUGUCCUGAUUCCCGAGUACGGUUUCGAGAAGCGUGUCCACUGUGACCAGCUGCCCUUGAAGAAGGCCGAGUAUCGCAAGGACUCGCGUGUUCUGGAGCUCUACUGGGAGAAGGGUGUGCCUUCGUCCGCUUACAUUCCUGAGGACGAGCGUCCGAAGCCAGCAAACUCUCGUGCGGCUCAGGCAGCGGCUGCCGCGCGCGAAGCAGAGGCAGCCAGAGAGCGUGCCCGGGAAAGGGAUGAGGCGAUGCGCAAGCAGACUGAAACUGGCACCAUGUCCGCGGAUGAUGUUGAUGCUCUUUUCGAUGAUGACGAUGACAUCUCGGAGGCCACUGAGAUGGCCGCUGGUGUGUCGUUGAACUCUGCUGCCGACCGCUCUACUCAAAGCAUGCCACCUUCGCCAACACGAAACGGCCAUCUUCAGCAGGCUCCUCACCGUACUCGAUCCGACCCCAAGAUUGCAACCAGCAUGGGCGACGCUCCGGAAGCCAAAUUGACAAACAAGGAGAAAUACUUGCGCUUGUUCAAGCUUAGAGAGGAUGGCGGCGAAUACAUCCAAGAUGUCACUGAAAUGACACGAGUUCCAAUUAUUCUCAAGACCGACUUGAGCAAGAGCCCACCGUGUCUCACUAUUCGGUCUGUGAACCCCUACGCUUUGUAG
This is a messenger RNA of Aspergillus wentii DTO 134E9, 4137 nucleotides long. RefSeq names its product mRNA-binding translational repressor SSD1 (gene ssdA). Gene Ontology annotation, biological process: mRNA catabolic process. The record is from RefSeq and is a predicted model, not a curated record. The coding region runs from base 1 to 4137 and encodes 1378 amino acids. The transcript has 5 exons. NCBI's taxonomy places the organism in Eukaryota, Fungi, Ascomycota, Eurotiomycetes, Eurotiales, Aspergillaceae. Gene Ontology annotation, molecular function: 3'-5'-RNA exonuclease activity; RNA binding. Gene Ontology annotation, cellular component: P-body; exosome (RNase complex).